CCAUUUUCAGCGGUUGAGUUUUUGCUGAGACUCGAGUGGUCGUCCGGGACAAUGAGCUACGACUACCACCAGAGCUGGAGCCGCGACGCGGGGCCGCGGGGGUCCGGCCCGGGCUCUGGCGGCGGCGGCGGCGGAGGGAGCCGGGGCCCGGGCGGCGGAGGAGGCGGAGGUGGCCGCGGGGGUCGGGGACGGCAUCCCGGACACCUGAAGGGUCGCGAGAUCGGCCUCUGGUACGCCAGGAAGCAGACGCAGAAGAACAAGGAGGCCGAGAGGCAGGAGAGAGCUGUGGUACACAUGGAUGAACGACGAGAAGAGCAAAUUGUGCAGCUGUUGAAUUCCGUCCAAGCUAAGAAUGAUAAAGAUUCAGAAGCACAGAUAUCCUGGUUUGCUCCUGAGGAUCAUGGGUAUGGUACUGAAGUGUCUUCGGAGAAAAAAAAUAACUCAGAGAAGAAAUUAGACAACCAGGAAAAGAAAUCGCUGAACCAAGAAAAAAAGACUUUUAGGAUCACAGACAAAUCAUACAUUGACCGAGAUUCUGAGUACUUACUGCAAGAAAAUGAGCCAAAUGGAGGCUUAGACCAGCAAUUAUUAGAAGAUUUACAAAAGAAAAAAUCUGACCCUCGGUAUAUAGAGAUGCAGCAUUUCAGAAAAAAACUGCCUUCAUAUGGAAUGCAAAAGGAGCUGGUAAAUUUAGUCAAUAGCCAUCAGGUAACAGUAAUAAGUGGUGAAACUGGCUGUGGCAAAACCACACAGGUUACGCAGUUCAUCUUGGAUGACUACAUUGAAAGAGGAAAAGGGUCUGCCUGCAGAAUAGUGUGUACUCAGCCGAGAAGAAUUAGUGCCAUUUCAGUUGCUGAGCGAGUAGCUGCAGAAAGGGCAGAGUCUUGCGGCAAUGGUAAUAGUACUGGAUACCAGAUUCGUCUCCAAAGUCGGUUGCCAAGGAAACAAGGUUCUAUCUUAUACUGCACAACAGGAAUCAUUCUUCAGUGGCUCCAGUCAGACUCGCGUUUGUCCAGUGUUAGCCAUAUUGUACUUGAUGAAAUUCAUGAACGGAAUCUACAGUCAGAUGUUCUAAUGACUGUCAUUAAAGAUCUUCUCAAUUUUCGAUCUGACCUGAAAGUAAUAUUGAUGAGUGCAACACUGAAUGCUGAGAAAUUUUCAGAAUAUUUUGGUAACUGUCCAAUGAUACAUAUACCUGGUUUUACUUUUCCAGUUGUGGAAUAUCUUUUGGAAGAUAUCAUUGAAAAAAUAAGAUAUGUUCCAGAACAAAAAGAACAUAGAUCCCAGUUCAAGAGGGGUUUCAUGCAGGGUCAUGUAAAUAGACAAGAAAAGGAGGAAAAAGAAGCAAUCUAUAAAGAACGCUGGCCAGCGUAUAUAAAGGAGCUGCGAACAAGAUACUCUGCAAGUACCGUAGAUGUUUUGGAAAGGAUGGAUGAUGAUAAAGUUGAUCUGAAUUUGAUUGCUGCCCUUAUUCGAUACAUUGUUUUGGAAGAAGAGGAUGGUGCAAUACUGGUCUUUCUACCAGGCUGGGACAAUAUCAGCACUUUACAUGAUCUCUUGAUGUCACAAGUGAUGUUUAAAUCAGAUAAGUUUCUUAUUAUACCUUUACAUUCAUUGAUGCCCACAGUAAACCAGACACAGGUAUUUAAAAAAACUCCCCCUGGCGUUCGGAAAAUAGUAAUUGCUACCAACAUUGCAGAGACUAGCAUCACCAUAGAUGAUGUGGUUUAUGUAAUAGAUGGAGGAAAAAUUAAAGAGACACACUUUGACACACAGAACAACAUCAGUACCAUGUCUGCUGAGUGGGUUAGUAAAGCUAAUGCCAAACAGAGGAAAGGAAGAGCAGGAAGAGUUCAGCCUGGUCAUUGUUAUCAUCUGUAUAAUGGCCUUAGAGCAAGUCUUCUAGAUGACUACCAGCUGCCAGAAAUUUUGAGAACUCCUUUGGAAGAACUUUGUUUGCAAAUAAAGAUUUUAAGGCUAGGUGGAAUUGCUUAUUUUCUGAGUAGGUUAAUGGAUCCACCAUCAAAUGAAGCAGUAUUGCUCUCUAUAAAACACCUAAUGGAACUGAGUGCUUUGGAUAAGCAAGAAGAAUUAACACCUCUUGGCGUUCAUUUAGCCCGAUUACCUGUUGAGCCACAUAUUGGAAAAAUGAUUCUUUUUGGAGCGUUAUUCUGUUGCUUAGAUCCAGUGCUCACUAUUGCUGCUAGUCUCAGCUUUAAAGAUCCCUUCGUCAUUCCACUGGGAAAAGAAAAGAUUGCCGAUGCAAGAAGAAAGGAGUUGGCAAAGGAGACUAGAAGUGAUCACCUGACAGUUGUAAAUGCAUUUGAGGGUUGGGAAGAAGCUAAGCGACGUGGUUUCAGAUACGAAAAAGACUACUGCUGGGAAUAUUUUCUGUCUUCAAACACGCUGCAGAUGCUGCACAACAUGAAGGGACAGUUUGCCGAGCAUCUUCUUGGAGCUGGAUUUGUAAGCAGUAGAAGUCCCAAAGAUCCUAAAGCUAAUAUAAAUUCAGAUAAUGAGAAGAUAAUUAAAGCUGUCAUCUGUGCCGGUUUAUAUCCCAAAGUUGCUAAAAUCCGACUAAAUUUGGGUAAAAAAAGAAAAAUGGUAAAAGUUCACACAAAGUCUGACGGUCUGGUUUCUAUUCAUCCUAAGUCUGUCAAUGUGGAGCAGACAGACUUCCACUAUAACUGGCUUAUCUAUCACCUGAAGAUGAGGACAAGCAGUAUAUACUUGUACGACUGUACAGAAGUUUCACCAUACUGCCUGCUAUUCUUUGGGGGAGAUAUUUCCAUCCAGAAAGACAAUGGUCAGGAAGUUAUUGCUGUAGAUGAAUGGAUUGUGUUUCAGUCUCCAGAAAGAAUUGCCCACCUUGUGAAGGGGCUAAGAAAGGAACUGGAUAUCCUUCUGCAAGAGAAGAUUGAACACCCUCACCCUGUAGACUGGGACGACACUAAGUCGAGAGACUGUGCAGUACUGUCAGCUAUUCUAGACUUGAUCAAAACCCAGGAAAAGGCCAUUCCAAGGAACUUGACACCACGGUCACAGGAGGGCUAUUACAGCUGACAGCUUUCUGUGAAGACCUGAAACUCACCUGAUGUCCAUGGUUCUCUCUCUCUCUCUCUCUCUCUUUUUUUUUUUUUUUUUUUUUUUUAGGUUUUGGGAAAGUUCCAAGCCUUGGGUUAUGAAUCACUUUUGCGUGUAAGAUAGAAACUUUCAGUGGGUAGUAAAGAGUUAAUGUGCAUGAUUAAACAGUGUCAUCUAGCUCCUGUAGAGACACUGGGAAAAGCUGUAUGCUCUCUGAUCAUAUACUCUAUUGUAGAUAUGUCCAUACUUGGGAGAAUUCUUCUUCCGUAUAUUAAGUGUUGUAACAAUGAGAAAUUCCUUUAUGCCAUUAUGUAAAAUUAAUUUUCUGUCCAUAGUGACUGUCUAGAGACAGUAAAAGUAGUAUGUUUGGCCAAAAAAACAGUCUGUAGUUAAGAAUUUGAAUACAACCACUUUUUAAAAAUCUACUUCUAUUACAAGUAAGUUUGAUGUAAUACAGCCCAGUAUUUAAUAAAAUGUACAAUGUGUAAAUCUCAGCUAACUUCUUGGUUCAUUUUCUAGAAGUCUAUCCAUCACUUAGCUCACUUGGUUGUUAUUUUUGUUUGUUCUUAACCACCUUACUGUGCUGUGUAGAACAUUGUAGCACCUGAGCACAUGUGGAUGUGGUGGUGGAUGUUAUGUCCCAGCUCAGCCUCUUUUCCUUAUCUGAAGGACAGGUAAAGGUUGUGAGGAUUACACAUGCUAAUAUGUGUAAAGGACCACAGACUAGUGUCUGAUGCAUAUAAGCCUCACACAGUCUUUGUUACUAUUUGUCCAUGCAAUAUUUUUAACGUUAAAUAAUCUUUUUACCAUUUAUAUUUUGUACCGAGGAUCCUGGAGAUGGUUGAGCCAAAGGCUUCACACAUGCUUGGCAAAAGGGCUGGGUAACUGAGCCACAUCUCCAGCCUAUAAAACACCAUUCUUAUGCUUCUUUACCCUCUUGGAGGAGUGUGACAAAACAUGGCUGUUUUCAGGCUUGUUAGAACUGUUGGUUUUUAUCUAUUUUGACUCCCUUCCUGGUUUCUUGUUUGAGUCCCUAGCUCUAGCUUAAUGAUGUUGGUUUUCUCAUUGUAAGAUAAUCAAGUGUGGUCUUCCCUCCUAAGUAGUGAGAUGGCCAGGGUGUAUGAUUAUGGAUUUGCUGACUGCACUGGUCCAGCUACUCCUCCUGUGUCUUGAGUGUAUGUCACCUGGCACUGUGUGCGAAGAUUUGAAUGUACUGCAUCCUGAAUUUGUUCUUUUGGAUUAUCUCACCAAAAUUAAGUCUGCCCCUGAACUCUUUAGAGUGACAGUGAUGUUACAAUACAUAUUAGUUUUGGCCCUAACGUCAAGGUGUGUUUCAAGCAAGUAUUUCUUCUCCACAGCAAAGGAAGCAUGCUUCAGAACUGUUUACAGGUAAGCAGUUCACAAAGAUUAAAUGUGGUAUUGCCCUCCCCUCCCCGCACCAUGAUACCUCUGCAGCAGCCGGUGGGGGAGGCUGGGGUUGAGUUGCUCAUCACUCUGAAGGUUCUGCUACUGCUGUGUACAGACUGUGGUUGCUAACUGGAAAGUGCAUUCCAAGCUUCAAAAUGACUUGUUCUGGAGUAGUCUUGAAAAAUAGGUCAUGAAAAAGAAAAGCCUGUGUGUGUUUCAUCACUUUGCACAACAGAGAAUAAGCUGGAACACCACUGAAACAAACUUAGGAGGAGACACGAAGAAUGUUUUAAGAGCACUGAGUUCAUGCACAUGAUACUUUCUUAAUUAACUGACCUGGGAAAAAGGCUUUGGGUAAUUUUAAGUCAGUUCAUUGCAAACUGUAUUUUGCUGCAUUUGUAAAACAAAAUCUACUUUAAAAUUCUCCUUUUAAUAUUCAUGCACCCAAGCUAAGUAAAUGAUGGCAUAUCCAUAUAUCUGUAAUAAUCUUAUUUGUUAAACAGCAUUUUUCUUCUGAUUUUUUAAAAACUAUCUUGACUGGAGAAUAUUUGAAGAUGUAUCUAGCAAAGUAAAUCAUGUUACCAUUGUUAGUUUUUGAUACGUUCCCAUACCUUCUUAAAGCUUUAAGUUAUAUAUUUGAGUAUAGCUCCAGUAUGUUGUCUCUACUGUGUAAAAACAUGCAGCUAACACACCACAGUCUUGAUGUAGAACAUUCUCAUCAACCUAAAAUUGUCUUUGUUGCUUUUGCAGGCAAAAUUGCCCUUCUCCUGUGGCGCCUGGUGAUCAGCAUUUCAUCAAUUUUGCCUUUUCUAGGAUUUCCAGAAAUGGAUUCACAAUGUCUACAUGACUUAAUAUAAAGCAUUGAGAUAACCUAUAUACUUACUGUACAUAUUAAUGAUUUUUAUUGUUUAGUAUUCUCUUUGUCAUUGUAUCCAUUUACGGCUUGAUGGACAGUUCACGUAUGUUCAGCAUUUUUGCUGUUAAUAAAUAAAGCUUCUCUAA
Messenger RNA from Chionomys nivalis (European snow vole), 5493 nucleotides. RefSeq names its product DEAH-box helicase 36 (gene Dhx36). The record is from RefSeq and is a predicted model, not a curated record. Gene Ontology annotation, cellular component: cytoplasm; nucleus; intracellular anatomical structure. The transcript has 25 exons. NCBI's taxonomy places the organism in Eukaryota, Metazoa, Chordata, Mammalia, Rodentia, Cricetidae. Gene Ontology annotation, molecular function: ATP binding; DNA helicase activity; G-quadruplex RNA binding. The coding region runs from base 52 to 3063 and encodes 1003 amino acids.